AAUUGCAUCGUGCUCUGAUUUUGUCAUUUACUUUAGACAUUUAAGAAAAAUUAUUGCUGUGAAAAAAGCACUCGAAACCAAAAAAUAAAAAGCAGGAAAAAUGUUAAAUAACGUUAUUGUUAAAGUGAUUUACGCGAAACGGAAGUGUAAACUACACAUUCGCACAUAAACAUUAUUGCUUUAUAUAUUCUAUAUAUAUAUAUAUAUGUGUUAUAUAUAGUGUAUGAGUUUAUCAAUUGUUGUUUUUUUUUUUUAAUACCACAAAAUUUGAAGAAAAGCACAAAACGCGUUGGAUUUUUAUGGCUCAGACACACCCGUAAAAUUUGCGUACGUAAAUAAAAUAAUCAGGGCGGAAGUGAGAUAUUAAUCCAAUCCAAUAUAACACGCAAAGCCAUGCAACUUAUGCAAUUAUGCGUAUCCAAGUAUUUUAUUAGCUGCAAUCGCCUGCACAAUAAAAAAUUUAUUAAUUAUGUGCAUGUGAAGAGCCUUCAAAAACGAAAAUGCUUAAAGUGCGAGAUAACCUUAACUGAAUUGAUAACGAUAAUUCAUUAUCGACCAUAUGUUAACUUGUUGUCACUUGUAAUGGUGGCGCAGUAAACGCUUGUCAGUACCGGUAAGAAGCAUAAUGGGUAACGCACAUGCACCUCCAGCUAUGAAGUAUACGGAUAGCGAUAGAGCUGGCAAUAGCGAGGGCUUGGUGAAACGUGCUUCCAUCAAAAGUCGACGUGGUAGUCGUGUGAAAGUCUUAGGACUUUUAAGUCAAAAAAAGUUUCCAAAGGAGUCAAUAACACCGACGACUUCUAUAAUGGGAAUUCCUAAUGAAUACAGCCCGGGCAGCCUUUAUGGGGAUUGCAUAGACGAAAGUAGUCAAGAAAGCUUCGAUAGUAUUUUGCAAAAGGCAUUUUACAACAAUAACGAUAAUGAUGAUGAUAUCGAUAGUGAUAAUAAUUGUGAUGUUAAUGUUGGAAACGGUGGAGAUGAGAAUCGCAUAAUUGACAUAACAACUAACUCUCGUCGUCAUUAUUCAUUAACUGAAAUCGAAAACUGUGAUAACUUGGCUAUAAGGGACUUGUCAUCAAACUCUGAUUCACUCUUUGCAGAUACACCUUUAUCAACACAAAGCACCGGUACACCGCUGGCAGCUGUUGUAGCUGAACAAUGUCUAACUCUCUCUGAUGGUGAUGCAACAAAUUAUCCAAACACUGUAGAAACGUUGCAUUCCGUAAAUAAUAAUCUUCAUACGCGUGACUUAUUACAUUCCCGUUUAGUGCGCUCGCCAAGUGCAUUUAAUGCCUUAAAUGAUAUAAAAGAAACACGAAACCGACCACUUAGUGGUAUUAGCAUUAAUUCGGCUGCUACUUCCAGCAUUUUGUCACCAACUACAGCAAGGGCGAUUUUAGAUUUGCAAAGACGCCAUCAGGCGGACAAACUAUCGCAGCUAUCGGUAUCGAAAACUACAUUUUUAGAAUUAUUACCCUCCCGGGAAGCCUCAACCGAAUCCAGUCCAGAAUUAGAAGCCGAAUGCAUCGAUGAGCAAAUGGCUAUGCAUUUAGGUACAAAAUUAGCUCAGUUACUAAGCGAGAGCAAUAGUAACAGUAAUGGCACUACUGCUGCCAUCAGUACGAUGAGUGUCUCUAAUGUUAACUGUUAUUCAAACACUUUACCAAUUGAUCAUAUGACACUUUGCACUGCCACGCCAGCGACCGCAAUACCUUCUAAUGAAUUAUUUAACAUAUCCAAGGCGAAAAAAAUCGAUUUGCCCAGUUUAUCGUGUCCUUUAAGGGCCAGCACCCCACAAACAGAAUCGCUCAAUGUGAAUAACGUACCAGUUACGUCUUCACCUUCAUCAGGCAGAAGGGCGGUAACUUCGCCGGAAACUCAGUCAACCGUUAUCAUUUCAUUUAAAUCAUCCCAAACACCUGUUCAGUCUCAAACGACAACACCCGAAGAGAAUGAGUAUUUCCGCGAAACGUGCGGCAAUGUUGCUUUACCCAUCCAAGAAAAGUCUGCUCAUGAAUCAUUGCCACGCAAUUUUAUUAACAGCACAGCUCGACCAACCACACCAACAACACCCAGAGCCUCCAAAAACAACGUGCUUAGGAAAGUUGCUACAUUUACGGUUGAAAAGACACCACCAACUACCAAUGCCAACAUUAUUAGUGGCGUUAGUUCUAUUACUGGUACGUCAACGCAUAUGGAGAAUAUCAGCGGAAAACGUUCUUAUUAUGUACCAGAAAAAUUAAAUUUUGCUUCAUAUGAAAAAUUCGAAGGUCAAAUGCUUAUGAAAUGGUUCAUGUCCUCACUGCAAGCGAAUAACGCUUUAAAUCUACAUGAACAGGAAAUGACUGCCCUUACGCUUCAGUAUUGCAAUAAUCUAAUUCAAGUUGGAGUUUUAAAGCAAAUUUCCGAGAAAAAUGAUUUGGAAACAUUUAGUCCUUUUCAAAUGUAUCAAUGGACACAUACUGAGGCGCCUACGACAUCGCAGCCACUAACUCCCGGUAAGUUGGAUAAAACUUCUGCCUGGCCUUACAGCGUUGCUUCCGUUGGAACUGAGACACCAAAAACAUCGAAAAGUGUUCAAUUGUAUGAAACGUUACGCAAAACACCGAAACGAUCUUCGCAGCUAACGGAUCUAUUGAAUGCCAGCGAAACUACAAUUUAUCAAUACGAAAAAAUUAAUGAUAAUACUAGCUCGGGUUGUGAAAGUGAUAUACUGGAAGCUGCAGUACAAACGGAUUCCAUUUUUGGGGAAACUCCAUGUUCUCAGUGCAGAAAUAUCAUAAGUAAUAUAGAGAGUAAAAAAACUUGCGAUAAGGAAAUUCAGGUUAGAAUUUAUACCGAAGACGAAGAAAGUACAAACGCAAAUAUUUGCCGCACACCAUCUCAGCCUUCAUCUUUAGUAUCGCAGCCUCCGCCACCACCGCCUCCGCCUCCAUUACAAGCCAAUUUCCCGCCACCACCGCCUCCGCCCCCUUUAAAAACCAAUUUUCCGCCCCCACCGCCUCCGCCACCUUUGCAAGCCAAUUUUCCGCUAGCGCCAGCACAAAUUAAAGAUACGAAAUUAGCGCCUCCCCCUCCUCCACCUUCUGCACCCACGCCAAAGGACAGUGCUGAAGUGCCAGCAUCUCUUCCUCCAGUAGAAAUGCAAAAAUCGGCAGCCGCUAAUUCGCCUGCCCCACUUCCCAAUCCGGCUGGAAGCAGUUGGUUUCGCCAUAACAGUAUGCUACGCAAGACGGCUGUAAAUCCUCCGAAACCGAUGAAACCCCUCUAUUGGACAAGAAUUGUAGCUCCUGUGCCGUCUUCUUCGAUGCCUUUUAACAAACAAGCUAACACUGAGGACGUAAUAGAUUCCAGUAUUAGUUCACACGAAGAGGUUGUAGCAGCCGAACCAGUGCCGCCAAAAGAAAUUUGGCAAGAAAUUGAUGAGACACGUUUAGAUAAUAUCGACGAAUUUACGGAGCUCUUCUCCCGCCAGGCUGUGGUACCCAUUAGCAAGCCAAAAGAAAAGACUGAUAUCCGCCAGAAAACCAUAAAGAUACUGGAUAGUGAGAGAUCUAGAAAUGUCGGCAUUGUUUCCCGUUCUUUGCAUGUGGAUUUUUACGAAAUCGAGCACGCUAUUUAUCACGUGGAUACCUCUGUUGUUAGUUUAGAGACAUUGCAACAAAUUAUUAACAUUAAGGCUACAGAUAAAGAAUUGGAACAAAUUAAAGAGGCUGCCCAAAAUUCUAUACCCCUUGAUUAUCCUGAGAAAUUCUUAUGGAGAAUAUCGCAAAUAUGUAUGUCGACGGAGCGCAUCUCAUGCAUUGUAUUUCAAGCUGAAUUCGAGGAAGCGGCCACGGUAAUUAAGCGCAAACUUGAGGUUGUCAAGCAAUUAUAUCAAUUCCUUAUACAAAGCGCUGAGCUCAAACUGCUUUUCUCAAUUAUAUUAACUUUGGGCAAUUACAUGAACGGCGGCAAUCGUCAACGUGGCCAAGCCGACGGUUUCACUUUAGAAAUUUUAGGCAAAUUAAGAGAUGUCAAGUCCAAAGAGUCCCAUAUAACUUUGCUACAUUUCAUUGUUAGAACUUAUAUCGAUCGUAAACGUAAGGAGGGUGUGCAAUUAAUGGAAAUACCCCUACCGAUCCCUGAGCCUUCAGACGUCGAAAGGGCUACUCAAGUUGACUUUGAUGAAGUCAAACAUCAAAUUGUCGAACUAAGUCGCAAACUUAAGCAGCGUAAAGCGACAACGGAAAAAGUCAUCAUAAAUUCGACUGAAACAACAUUAGAGCCCUUCAAAUCGAAAAUGGAAGAAUUUAUAGAAAUCGCUACGAAAACUAUUGAUGAAUUGCAUACAGAGUUGGACGACUGCCGUGACAUGUUCAUCGAAAUAAUGAGAUUUUAUCAUUUCAUUCCGCGAUCAGGGAGCCUAGAGCAAUGCACGCCCAGUCAAUUCUUCGAAUAUUGGACCAAUUUUACAAAUGAUUUCAAAGAAAUAUGGAAAAAAGAAAUUGCAUCACUUUGGAAUGAAUUGCUAAGAAAGUCAAGAGAAUUGCAAACAGGUUCCCGUAGAACCGCGAAGACUACAAAACUGAAACCUGGUGGCCUCAAAGAUCGAAUUAUGCGCCUCAACAAAAAAUAACUUUAAAUUUUUGAUUUUCUUCUUACACUAUUUACGGCCUACGUUUCUAACUGUCGCACUCAAACGCACUUGCAUUUUUAGAAAGUAAUAACCGAUACACUCGCAUACGAACACA
This is a messenger RNA of Glossina fuscipes, 4733 nucleotides long. It is a transcript of the gene capu, whose product is annotated as protein cappuccino. Gene Ontology annotation, cellular component: cytoskeleton; cytoplasm; actin filament. Gene Ontology annotation, biological process: actin filament network formation; cortical actin cytoskeleton organization; actin nucleation. The record is from RefSeq and is a predicted model, not a curated record. The coding region runs from base 626 to 4618 and encodes 1330 amino acids. The transcript is spliced from 9 exons. Gene Ontology annotation, molecular function: microtubule binding; actin filament binding. Lineage: Eukaryota; Metazoa; Arthropoda; Insecta; Diptera; Glossinidae.